UAGUGAAUAUGUUACUGGAUUUUUUUGUGUGUCAAUCAUUCUUUCGACUUCCCCUUUUCAUUGCUGCACAGUGUCUGUGCUGAUAGGUUUCCAAAUAACAGAACUAACCUGUCUGCUCUUAGAAUGGUCAGUGUGGUGUCUGUCAGCUGAGAGACAGUGAUGCUCAAAGUUGUCUGCUGGAAAAUCAGAAAACAAAAGAUUUUGGAGGUCACAGAAGUAAAUGAGCUGGGAACUCCCUGAAGAUGUCUGGCUUAUAUUGCUUCAAACUGUCUGAAUGUUUGCUGUUUAACUGCUGAAGCUUUCCUACCAUUUCUUUAUCAUCUGAAGCCUUAAUCUAUUGAGGGAUCAGAAGCGGUAGUAAAAUGCUAAAAGAAUCAAGACCAACUAAAACAUGAGAAGAUGAUCCAGCCAGAAGAUUCUUCAUGUUGUGGAAAUCUUAUUUUUGUUUAAUAUGUAAUAUCAUUGGACAAAGCCACAAAUCAGUUACUUAUCUUGAAAUUAAGACACACCUGUGGCCUUCAUCAGAAAUGUUCCUAACAUUUUCAAGGAAAAAUAUGUCCCAGAAACUGAGUAUGUUUUUACUAGUCUUUGGAAUAAUUUGGGGUUUGAUGUUGCUACGCUACACUUUUCUGUAUCCAAGGCGUCAGAGCAGUGCCGAGUUGCGUGGACAGAUACUAGACCUCAGUAAAAGAUACGUCAAAGCACUGGCAGAAGAAAAUAAAAAUUUAAUGAAUGGUGCCGGUGGAGCCUCUAUGGCAGGAUAUGCUGAUCUUAAGAGAACAAUUGCUGUUCUUCUGGAUGACAUAUUACAACGACUCGUGAAACUGGAAAACAAAGUUGAUUACAUUGUUGUGAAUGGCUCAGCAACGAAUACCACUAAUGGAACUAGCAAUCAGGUGUCAGUAACCUCAAAUAAGCGUGUAAAACCAGCAAGAAAUAUUAGAUAGCAAACAGGGCCACUUUUUGUUGCGACAUCUACGAUAGGUCACGUUUAAGAUAAGCUUUUUAUCUUUGGCUAGGGCAAAUCAGCAGUUGACUCUAAAAGAGUGUAAAUUAUUCUGUUAUACAAUGUGCUGGAUCUAUGUAGGCCUAACUUAGGUUCUCAAAGCAUUAUUUCAUUGCCUUUGAGCACUACUUCUGAACUGAUCUUUGUUGUCUUUAAAUAUAUUUUGGUAUGAUACAAUGUAGUAUGCCAUUGGAUAAUAACAAUAAAUGGAAAGAAAUGGGGAACUUAUAAGUAGGUUUCUGAAGUUAUUUAUUUCAGUAUAAAUACAACAUAUGUUUUGGAUAGAUGAGCGGUAUUGCAUCUUGUUCAUUUUUUUGUGAUCUGCAUUAAGCCGAGUAACAGGAAACACAGUUACACUGAUGUUAGGAAAUGUGUAUACUUAGAAUACUUUGUUAGUCAUUCACUAAAACAAUAUUAAAUGGAGGACAGCAUUGGUGGUAAUGCUUCAAAAGUGUGACCCAAAGAAUGUCUUUAUUUGCACUGUCAGAAUAGCUAGAGAGAAUUUACUGUAUAUUUAAGAAAACUAAUUAGAAUAGGAAAACAUCCUAGGUAGUAACACUGUCCAGGUAUAUCUUUACUCUGGAGUUAGGGCAGUUAGAUUAUCAAAAGCAAAUCAUAAUCUGUGAUAUCCUAGAUGAUUGUUUCUUACAAAGAUAUUUAAGUGUAUGUAUUUUGUAAUUGCAGAUAAAAUUAUUUAAGUGAUGGAAAUAAGUUUUAGAUAUGUGAAUACUGCUUAUUUUUAUUCAUGCCUAUUUCUUUCUAACUUUCUAGUACCUUGCAAUUUGUAAUGUGUAUAGCACACCAUCUCCCUGAAUUGCUUUUUUGAUCAGGAGGAAAAGCAACGAGGGGAAAUAAGGCAUCUCUGCAUUUAAACAGAGAUAAAUGUACUAAGAGUUGUCUUAUCAUGGAAUAUUUGAGAGAUAAGGUAGUUUGCCUUAUGUCGCUAGCCUUACAGCAAAGUGAAUUGCAGCGUGGAUGCACUGUAUUUCGAAAUGUUACUGAAGUCAUAUUAAAGAGAAAGUGCCACUGAGCCUGUUUUUUAAAAUGUACUGAAUGUUUGUGGGGGUGGGAAGACUCAUGUUCAGGGACUUUUGCCAAAAGUGUGCUGUGAGUGGGUUUUUGGGGGUGGGUGGGGGUGGUCUAACCUAUAUUAAGGAAAAAAGCCACCAGUAAAACCGGAGGUGCUGGAUGAUGUACCAUCCAAAAUUACGUGUUUUUCCUCUUCUUCCGUUUCCCUGCUGAAAUUCUGGACUGUUGCAAAGUAAAAUACACUUACAACCUUAGUUGGUAUCCAGAUUACUUUUUUUUUUUUCUGUCACAUUGUGUGUGAACAUGUACUCACUUCAAUGCAGAAAGAGAAAAAUAAAUUUUUAAUUGUA
This is a messenger RNA of Apus apus (common swift), 2385 nucleotides long. RefSeq names its product coiled-coil domain containing 126 (gene CCDC126). NCBI's taxonomy places the organism in Eukaryota, Metazoa, Chordata, Aves, Apodiformes, Apodidae. The record is from RefSeq and is a predicted model, not a curated record. The transcript has 4 exons. The coding region runs from base 423 to 947 and encodes 174 amino acids.